AUGGAAUCGUCUGGCCCGGACACUCCUGUGCUAGACCCGAAACCUCACGACAUUGUGCCUGAGAAGCAGCAAAAUGAACAAAAGUCGGAGCUGAAUGGCCCUCCAACUCAGGAGACAAAAACAACCGAGCCUGCCAAGACUUCGCAACUGGCAGACGAGCCGACCCUAAGAAGUGAUUCAGAGCCGAAGCCCGUUUCUGAGGCUCCUGGAACACUGGAGAGCCAGGAGGGCCUGGCUACCGAAUCAAAGGAGCCAGAGAAACCACCGCCGGCGUUAGACGAAGAGGAGAAGAAAUCGACCGAACCAUCUGAUACCAUAAAGCCCGAACAAAGUGUUGUUGCUGUCCCGGCAGUCGAGGAAUCUGAUGUUAAGCCUCCCGCAGAGGAAUCUGCCAAAAAGCUGGCAUCAGACACUGCGCAAGACACAGAGAUGACCGACGUACCUAGCGAGAAGGUUGACAAAACUGUCGAGCCAUCAGCUUCCGGUGAGGCCACAGUUACUUCGCAGGAUGCCACCGCUUUGCCGACUUCCCAGGUAGACCUUGGCCCAAGCAGCAAGUCGCAGCUGGCUAUUGAUACUGCUGAGAAAGCCAUUUCGCCUACUGAGCCCACCGGCGACUUGCCUAUGCACGAUGCCCCUGGUGUCAAAAUUGCUCGUGAGAGGGAGGAUGAUGCCAGCGAGGAGCCCGCACCCAAGAGAGCCAGGACUGAGCCAGAGGAAGACGAGGCCGCUCCCGUGCCCUCUACGACUGAUGUCCCUUCAGAUGCUCAGGCUGAGGUGGUUGUUUCUGGUACUGAGUCCCCCGGUCUUGCGCCCACUGCCCUGAACAAGCUGUCAAACUGGCUGGACGAGGAAACCAACAAGCGAGAGAUUUCUCAUUUUCAGCGCCGUGAAAUGCGAAAGGUUAUUGGACGUGUCAAGAAGACCAAGGCUGGUGGUCACUUUAGAGAUUCCGUACAGAAACUGUGGCCGGCUCUGUGGGAUAGCUAUGUCGCCAAGGUCGAUCGGCCCAUGGACCUCGCGGAACUGGAAAGGGGACUGCGAGAUUUGAACGGCCCGUACAGCACCUAUGGUAAAUUUCGAUCCGACUUAAGAUUGAUUUUUGACAAUGCAUUGCUAUUCAAUGGUCCGCAUCACGAUAUCACUGCGUCGGCUGUCACGGCUGUCAGGGCUGUUUGGGAAGAGGUGCUUCCCAUACCUUCCGAAGAACCAGCAAAGCCAAAAGCUGUACCCAAGGCUAAACCCAUUCGCGAAUCCCGUACCGUAGCCAAUGCCGACGCGGCCCGCCGACAAUCCGCAGGACCUACUGUUAGCCCGGUCGCAGAGACACCUGCAAACAAACCCGCAGUGGUUGCUACGCAAGAUCAUUCUGCAGAUCGUCGUAGCUCAACCGCGACAGAAGGUGAUAGGCCAAAGCGGACAGUGCGUGCUCCAAAGCCCAAAGAUAUCGACUACACAACCAAGCCGUCCCGCAAGAAGCUGAAGCCUGAACUCCAAUUCGCUGAGGAAGUUCUUGCCGAGAUAAUGUCCGGAAAGAAUCACCAGUUGAAUGCCUGGUUCAUGGAUCCUGUAGAUGCAGAAGGACUUAACAUUCCUGAUUACUAUUCCGUCAUCAAAAAGCCCAUGGAUCUCAACAAAGCGUCGCGUAUGCUCUCUGGAGGUGAAAUCUCGAAUUUGAAAGAGUUUGAUAAGACUGUCAGGCUUAUUUUUGACAACUGCUACAAAUUCAAUGGACCUGUUGAGCAAGGUAACCCAGUGUCUGCUAUUGCCAAACAACUGGAAGAACUCUACGUUGCACAGAUGAAGGGCAAGGAUGCUUGGCUAGCAAAAUAUGCCAAGGCCAAUGCUCCUGCCUCUGCGUCCAACGCUAGUGACGACGACGAAGAGGAUGAAGAGGAGGAUGGCGAGGACGCUGUUGAUGCUCCUGUCGACACUCGGGCCGUCGAAGAACUUCAAGCUAAGCUUGAGGAAGAAACGAAGAAGCUCAAUAGCAUGUUCCUUACGGCAAACCAAAGCAUGAUUGAUGUUCAAAAGAAUAUUGUCGAGAUGAUCCAGAAGACAUUGAUUGAGAAAGCUCGGGAAAUCCAGUUGGCGCGUACCAAAGCCAAGAAUGACAAGCCGAAGAAAGCGGGCAAGCCCGCCAAGUCAAAGACCGCGGGCUCUGGUGGCAAAAAGUCCACUGGCGGAGUCGCUCAGUCCAAGAAGGCUGGAGGCUCGAAAAAGGCUGCCCCCAAGAAGAGUCUCACCGCGGCAGAUAAGGACCAAAUUGCAAAUGCUAUUAAUGAUUUGGAUGGGCCUCAUCUUGACCGGGCAAUCGACAUUAUUAAGCGUGAUACUGGCCAAAAUGAGAACAAUGAUGGCGAGCUUGAACUUGACAUCGAUCAGUUGAGCAGCGACGCUCUUCUGAAACUCUGGGAACUUUGCAAAAAAGCUCUUCCCAACUUUGCCAAAGACUCAGUGCCUGUCGCAUCAACAGAGGUCAAUCGACCUCCUGCCAAACAGGCUGCCACUGCAAGCAAAUCAGCAGGAGGAAAAUCCAAGAAGAAUAAACCCAUGAGCGCACAAGAACAAGAGGCACGUAUUGCGCAGCUGAAGGAACUCCGCGGAUUGUACAAGGAUGGCCAGGAGCCUGGUGACGAAACCAGGGUGGCGCAACUGACACAUGGAGCGGAAACCAGUGACGAUUCCGACUCAGAGGAAGAAUAG
This is a messenger RNA of Metarhizium acridum CQMa 102, 2706 nucleotides long. The record is from RefSeq and is a predicted model, not a curated record. NCBI's taxonomy places the organism in Eukaryota, Fungi, Ascomycota, Sordariomycetes, Hypocreales, Clavicipitaceae.